GUACUCACCUGCUGGUGGUAGGUAAUGAAGGCAAUUUGAUGAUGCACUUAUAUAAUCUGCCCAUGGCCGCAUUGGUAGCUCCGAAACGUCGCUAGUGGCCAUUCUGCAGUUGAAGCUUGUCCUGUGAAAAGUGCAAAGUGCAUAUCGCUUGCACAUCACGUGGCAGCACGACCCACCUUGUGCGGCCAAUCGGCCGUCCGUAUCCAAGACAACCAAACACACAUUCGACGAUGGACACUCGCGGGCUUUGAGCGCCGCUCACUCGCCCCUGGUUCACGCGGUGGUGAGGAGCGUGUCGCUGGCAAAGACAACCAGAUGACGUCAUUCAACUCUCGGCAUUCUCCGAUCGGCGGUUCUAUGCCACUGACGCUGCUGGUCGCCAUGACAACCACCCUGCUGAUACCAGCGGACGUCACGGAGGCGGUGAAAUUCAGUCUGCUGGCUCGGGACCAGCACUUCGUCAAGACGCCUCUGGCCACCCACCCUGGCGGAUCGUCACUGCUCUGCGCCAUACGUUGUCUCCAAUUGGAGGGGUGUAGUCUCUAUGAGACCUCCCCUGAAGGAUGCCUCCUGUGGGGCACCAAACCUGCCGACGAUGAGCUCGUCCUCAGCGCCGGCCGACAGAUCCUGGCCAAGAACAUCCCGCCGACAUGUUCUGGAACGUUCCAGCUGGUUGGAGCCGUCUGCUACCACGUCGAGCGGUUCACAAGCUCAACGUCCGUCGGAUGGUCGCAGGAUACUUCUUUCUGCCAUGGCCUUGACCCGUCCGCCACUUAUGCGACCUUCAUCAACCAGGUGGAGUACGAGUUUCUUCAGGACUUGAACGCAGCCUUCAUGCUCAAUUUGCGACGCAACUCCUCGGGCGUUUUCACGAUGGUGGGCCGGAACGACCCCUCCUUCUGGACGACUAAGUGGCUCGCAGGAGAACCCUCCUCUGGCGAUAGAGUCUACGGAUAUAUGUCCUCGGAUGGACUUCUUCGCACCUUGGGAGAGACAACCACGCUCGGAAGAAAUAUGAUUGUGUGUCAAACGCUCCCUAACUAAGACAGUUCUGAUCAGGGCUGCGGAGUCGAUUGGAUUUCUAGGUAGCUCCGACUCCGUCUCCGGCUUCAAAAAUCGACUCCGACUCCGACUCCGACUCCGACUCCAACUCCAGCUCCAACUCUGGACAUUGGUCAUGGAGUCCAUAUACUGAAAUCAAAUUUCAUGUUGGAUAUCUUUUAUUAUGCCUGAAGUGACCAAUUACGCAUUUUAAGGCCUCGCAUUGCAAUGAUUUUUUUUUUUAAAUAGUGUUAAAAAGCAGGUUUAGAUACAGCAGCCGUCAUAAGCUUUUUUAAUGAAAACGCUCAUUCAAAACAGGGGUAUGUCCUUAACUUCAACAAAAUCUGAUUUUGAAAGGUCAACGAGCGAAACAUUGUCAAGCAACCAGGUGUAGGGCAUGAGUUUGAGUCAUGCAGUGUUAUCUACGACUCCGGGCAAAACUGCCGACUCCGACCGACUCCGACUCCGACUCGGAUUCCGACUCCGCAGCCCUAGUUCUGAUGAUGUGUUUUGUUCCAAGAGCACUCAAUGACAUUGCCCCGAUAUGAGAUGAGUAGCCGUCGUUCUACAUAGACUUGACUCCAGCUGAAGAGUUAGGGUUUCAAACUCAACUCGACUAACUCAUUGUUAUUUUCGCAUGGCUGACCAAACGUUAUUGCUAAGCUGAUUGUCUAGACUCUAGGGAGGGUGGGUGAUGGCUACAUCGCUCUAUCACAUCGGGAGCCCAACACUUUUCCAACUAAGCUACGGAGUUACGGACGAUCUCCUCAGCUAGCUUUAAUGUAACUACCGGGUGUUUUAGUUGAGCUCUGAUGACAUCGCGCCUCUCGCAGGCGCGCGUUUUGUGUGUGUUUAUUGCCCGGCUCCUCUUUUAUGCCGUGCCACAGGUUUAGGUGGUUUGUUGGAAAAACGGUGGUAGCUUAGAGCAGAAUGUAGCUAAAGACAUCUGGUUUUCACCAUUGGAAAAAAGAACGUUGGUGCCUGUGAUGACACUAAAAAGUGCAUGCACGUGCAAAAUCCUAUCAUUGCUAAAGGCACUUCCAUCAUUUGAUAGUCAGCCCUAGUAUAUGUUUCUACAUCCUGCAGCCCUGUUCAAAGCAUUCUCGUCCCUUUGCCAUACUGAAGCUUGACUGUUUCCACAUUUUUUUCUAAAUUCCACACAUACAUAUGCAUGCGUAUUGUGUAGAUACUAAUACAGGUUGAAAAUAAAUUAUGUCCUAUUC
Molecule: messenger RNA, 2264 nt
Organism: Amphibalanus amphitrite
Lineage: Eukaryota; Metazoa; Arthropoda; Thecostraca; Balanomorpha; Balanidae
Exons: 2
Coding region: 316-1044 (242 amino acids)
Source: RefSeq, a predicted model, not a curated record